AUGCUCCUGGGGGUUUAUUAUGAUGGGGUUGUGUCGAGCCAGUCGUCGAUUAUCUCUCUAUCGUUUGUAUCUUGCUUCUUCGAUAUACCUGUCUCUCCAAGCAGAGUGUUUCAAUCAAGUCCCCGUCGUCAAGCCCAAGGAAAUGUUUUUAAAAAAUUAAAUGUCUGGCGCAUCAAAUGUCAAAGAAAGAUAUCUGGCUGUGCUGUGCUUCCUCCAGCAGGCGCACCGCUGCAGCCCCCCGUUCCCGUCCAACGGUACGUAAGAUUACAUAAUCUAACCUUGAACAUUAGUAGCCCGCCCACCCCCCCACCCCAACCCCCUGGCUCCCCACAUUUUCCCCAAUCCCUGUUUCCGGCCGGCAACUGCCAUCAUCUGCAACCCUCCACCAGCACCACCACUAUAUCCCACCACCCGACGACAGCAAGCAAAACCGCAACAAUGGGCUGGCUAUCCUCCUCCUCCCCCGAAGACCAACGCUCCCAAGAAAUCCGCGCCGGCACCGUCGCCCCCUCCCGCGCCGAGCGGGCCCGCUGCUGGGAGGCCCGCGACGGGUAUUUUGCCUGCCUGGACAAGAACAACAUUGUGGACGCGCUGAAAGAGGAGAAAGCCGCUGGCAAGGCUUGCGGGGCGGAGGGCAAGGUUUUUGAGAGGGAUUGUGCUGCUCAGUGGGUAACAUACUUCAAAAAGUGGCGCGUCCAAGACAUCCAAAAACGUCAACGCAUCAAGGAGCUCGAGGCCCAAGGCGCAAACAGGCUGGACGUGCAGACCGACUUCACGCCAAGGGGUUAA
Molecule: messenger RNA, 789 nt
Organism: Podospora anserina S mat+
Lineage: Eukaryota; Fungi; Ascomycota; Sordariomycetes; Sordariales; Podosporaceae
Exons: 2
Coding region: 1-789 (262 amino acids)
Biological process (GO): mitochondrial respiratory chain complex IV assembly
Cellular component (GO): respiratory chain complex IV; mitochondrion; mitochondrial intermembrane space
Source: RefSeq, a predicted model, not a curated record